UGAAAGACACAUUUCUUUGUUCCUUCAAGAUUAUUGAGUAUGUCUGUUUGAAUGUUUUAUACUUAAGAAUAUAACAUGCUUUUUUGUUUUCUAAUUCCUUGUGUCUUUAGGAGACAAGCAGCUUAAAAUCACUUUCUUCAAUUAUUUUUUGGAAAUGCAAACUCUGGAUGGUUCUAACAUCUGUUUUUUUAGUGUUGAUCUUUGUGAUUGCUUUAAGUUUAAUUUUGUAUUCAGUGGUUCACAUAGAUGAAGAUGAAUAUUGGGAUCCUGAGUUAAUUGCAAGUGGUAAACAGCACAAUUUCUCUGGAAUAGUAAACAUUAAAUGUCCAAACCCUAAUCUCUCAGAGUCUGCAUAUGAUGUGUUUGCUAAAAAUCUUAAUAAAAGGCUUAAGGAUGUAUACAGUUACUCACCUGCAUUGGGAAGAUAUUUUAUCUCAUCUGAAGUUAUUUCCUUCAGUAGAGAAAACAAUACAGCAUCAUACAACUUGCAAUUCUUGGUGCCACCUGAGAGUGCUGACUUCAUGAAGUAUAGAAUGAGUAAAGAGUUUGUAAUGAAUAUUUUAAGACAAAAUAUAUAUGACAAGCAAAACUUCUCUGACUUGGAUAUACCUGAAUGUACAGAUAUAAUACUUGACCCAUCUUCUGUUACAAUAAAAUUAACAUAAACCAUCAAUACGGGAGGAAGAACUGAAUGCAGAUUUCAAGAGUGACUUGAAGGACUCCUCUGAUCUUCUUAUGAAUUUUUUAUAUUGCAACAGCAGAAAAAUAUGACAAAUGCACACUUACAAAUUCAAAUUUAGAACAACAGUAUAAACCCCUUGAACAGCAAUCAGAGCAUAAUAUAGUACCAGAAACUGAAGCAACAAUUUUGAUAAGAGGACAAAUGUUCCAGAUCUCAGAUAAGUAAAAUCCUAUUCAGUUUAAAGACUCCUUUUUGGUGAAAUAAUAAGAAGCACAUUUUCUUAAUUUUUCUGAAAUCUACAAAAAAGUGUAUUUAAAGAAAAAAACC
This is a messenger RNA of Thamnophis elegans (Western terrestrial garter snake), 1009 nucleotides long. RefSeq names its product chromosome 6 C3orf52 homolog (gene C6H3orf52). Lineage: Eukaryota; Metazoa; Chordata; Lepidosauria; Squamata; Natricidae. Bases 168 to 665 code for a protein of 165 amino acids. The transcript is spliced from 5 exons. The record is from RefSeq and is a predicted model, not a curated record.